Molecule: messenger RNA, 624 nt
Organism: Didymodactylos carnosus
Lineage: Eukaryota; Metazoa; Rotifera; Eurotatoria; Philodinida; Philodinidae
Source: the annotation of a GenBank genome assembly
AUGUUAGACAAUUAUAACACGUCUUUAUGCAAGAUAAACAAUGGUGCAUUUAAAAAACCUAAACAACCAACAAUUAAUCUCGUUCAAAACUCCAUGCAUUGUGAAUCUCAACAUCCAAAUGUCUGUACUGGACGAUUACAAUUUCCAACGUCAGCAGCACGUCGACGACAUCGAACAACAUUUUCACAAGAACAAUUAAUUGAAUUAGAAGCAGCAUUUGCUAAAAGUCAUUAUCCUGAUAUCUAUUGUCGAGAAGAAUUGGCCAGAGUGACAAAAUUGAAUGAAGCCAGGAUUCAGGUUUGGUUUCAAAAUCGUCGUGCUAAACAUCGUAAGCAAGAAAAGCAAGCGCAUACACCAUUUACACGAGAACUAUCAUCAAAUUCAAUGAAAAAUUUUACAAAUUCUUUUAAUGAUGUAUUCAAUAUGAGCAAUGGACGAUCAUCACAGUUAACUGGCACAUCAUAUGUACCAUUUGUAACACCUGGUGUCGUUAUAUCUGAUCCUCAUCUACGUCAUGACAAUCCAAAUUUGACAGUUGACGAGCAUUGGUAUAACAAAAAUAUGCGUAUGGACAAUUUUUCUUCCGUGAUGAUGCAUCACUAUAAUAACAACAACAACGUAUAG